Aureobasidium melanogenum CBS 110374 is the source of this 774-nucleotide messenger RNA. RefSeq lists its product as uncharacterized. The record is from RefSeq and is a predicted model, not a curated record. NCBI's taxonomy places the organism in Eukaryota, Fungi, Ascomycota, Dothideomycetes, Dothideales, Saccotheciaceae. The transcript has a single exon. The coding region runs from base 1 to 774 and encodes 257 amino acids.
AUGCAGACCUUCAGAUACAUCACUCAUCAAGUCCCUCUGCGCUUAAGGGUCUGCUUGGGCUUGCCAUUGUCCUCGGCUGCCACCUCACGCACCUUCUUCACCAGUCCUGUGCAGAACAAAUCAUCAGAACAUCAUGAACUGCCGAAGGACUCUGCACUGUCAACAGAAUCAGAACUUACAGACGACUCUGAAACCCCAAACGAUCCUGAGCUACAGAAAGAGCGUUUGCGACAGUACAAGAAUGCAUGGAGUCGCAAUAAAUAUCACACCAAUCCCAUCUGGCGAGAGCGUGACAACGCCCGAUCGAGCAUCUACAAGCGCAAUAGGCGCGCCGUCGAUCAAGAAUAUUGUGAUCGGCACGUGGAAUAUGCUAGGAAACACUAUAAGACCAAAAGGGACACAGAUCCAGACUUCGCCAUCCGACUCACGCUGGGCGAAUGGGUUUAUCAAUCAGCUGUGACCCGCGAACAACUUUCCUGGAAGACACAUGUUCCCAUAUUGACCUCAGAGAAAUUGGAAAGAUACUGUGCUUCUUGUGGUGGAAAACGCCGUGGAGGCAUGAGGUUGUAUUGGCGCCGCCGACAAGAAUCACAGGCCGGCGAAGACGUGUACGAUUGUAAUCGCUGCUUCUUUAACAACCCUGCGAUAAGGCUGCCCGAAGGAUUCGACCAUGUCAAGACCGUAGACCAGUUGCGUUUACGUCGGGAACAACUUCUGGGCAUCAAAACUAGACCAUAUAAAUGGAGAACUACUUCGCCAACUCCAGGAACCUGA